Pelagomonas calceolata is the source of this 1623-nucleotide messenger RNA. The record is from the annotation of a GenBank genome assembly. NCBI's taxonomy places the organism in Eukaryota, Pelagophyceae, Pelagomonadales, Pelagomonadaceae.
GUCGGGAACCACCUCCCACGCCGCGCAGCGUUGUUCAUUCGCUGGUGCGCACCUUCUCUGGGUCAAUAGAGACCCAGCACCGAGCCCUGUGGGUUGACCAGGCCUACAGCGCACCGCUGUGCCCUCUCAAAGAGGUGCUGCUUUUGCAUCGAUUAAAACGCGACAGGGCGCCAAGACGGCACCAACACACAUCCUGCUGCUCGCGGCGCUAGCCACGAUCACCACAGCAAGGCUAGCGCCGCAGAAAUCGAAACCGAGGCCACUCAUGGCGAACCUCGACGCCGGGAACGGCGACUGGCUCCGCUGGAGCGACGACGCGCCGCUCACGUCCGAGACGGGCGACGACCGCGACCGCGCGACGCUCAAGGUCGUCAACGAGUGCUCGAAACCGCUCCACGUCCAGUGGGUCACGGCCGGCGGCAAACUGCGGAACCGCCGCCGCGUCGCGCCGGGCAAAGGGCGCUACGCCAUCCUCGACAACUCCGUGAAGAACGAGCACACGGAAGGCACGCUUGUCGGGGACGCCUUCGUCAUCUACGCGGGCCUCGACGACACGCCGCCCGAGACGCUAGAGGCGCUCGACACGGCGGAGAUCGUGGGCUUCCUCGCGUGCACGGGGAAGGACCCGGCGCGGCCGCGCGUCGUCACCGUCGCCGACGCGGGCUUUUUUAGUGGUCUGGUCGGCGCGAAGACGCUCGUCGCCUCGCACACGGUCGGCGCUGCCCCUACGGAGGAGGACACGAAGCCGCUGCACCCCUACGUCUACAAGCGCGAGACGGCGUGCGGCAUUAUCAUAGAUGUGGACGACCGGUGCUACGAGCGGGGCGAGCGCGUGCGGGCCUUCGUCGCCGACUGCGAGGCCGCGGCCAAACGGCUCCCGAAGAACGCCGUCGCGGCGAUCCGCGACGCGGGUUGUAGGAUAGUGGUGCACGAGGAGACGGGCAAGUGGACGCAUAUGUGCUACCACCCGCGCCAGGGCCAAUCGUGGCUCCGCGACCAGGGCUUCGACGAGAACUUGGCUGGGUGCGUCCAGCUCUACCGCCUCGACGACUACGCCGGCGACCGGGGCCUCUGGGGCCAGGGAGGUUCUAUUGUGCACGAGCUCUCGCAUGCCUACCACGACUGCUACCUACGAGACGGCCACGGGAACAAGUUCAUCGGGCGGCGCUACGACCGCGCGGUCCACGCCGAGCGGCUCUACGACGCUGUAAGGGUCAAGGGCCCCCAAUCAAAGCCGCGCGACGCCGCCGAGCGGCGCCUGCUGUUCCUGCGCCAGACGGCGUGCGGCUGCAUGGGCCGCGUCGAUGGCGUGGCGCGGCGCCACUACGCCGCGACGAACGCGGCCGAGUUCUUCGCGGAGCUCUCGACGGCCUACCUGUGCCGCGACGACGAGGACUACAACAAGUGGGAGCCCCACAACCAGCGCCAGCUGUGGCAGUUCGACCCCGAGACGUGCAAGUUACUGGAGCGCGUCUGGGACGACGGCGAGGCGCUCGACGACGACUGUGCCGACGAGCCGCCGCCUCCCCCGCCGCGGUCGCUGUGCUGCCGCGUGCUUCGGUGGGGGGCCGUGCCUUCGGUGGGGGCGGAAAGCGCGCGACGCCUAAUUGUGUAGUGAAUGUC